Lolium perenne is the source of this 2035-nucleotide messenger RNA. RefSeq lists its product as uncharacterized. The record is from RefSeq and is a predicted model, not a curated record. Lineage: Eukaryota; Viridiplantae; Streptophyta; Magnoliopsida; Poales; Poaceae.
UUUAUCGAUUAGCCCUCGCUUCCACUCCGACCACCACUACCCCCAAUCCUCCACCAUCUCCGCAAGCUCCUCCAAUGGCCAGAGCAGAUCCUGCCGCUGCAGAUCCGGACAUUCCCGCCAAGGACGCGCCGGCCGAGGCGGCGCAGCGCCUCCAGCGGGUCCGCGCCAACCUCCGCCUCCCCGACCGGCCUUUCUCGGCGCUCUCCCGCGACCACGACGCCGGCCUCCGCGCGCUCCGCCUCCUCGACUUCGCGCGCCUCGACCUCCCCUCCUCGGGCGUCCCGCGCCCCGACCUCGUCGCCGAGCUCGUCGCCACCUACUCCGCCACCCGCGGGCGGAGCUCCGUCCGGGGCGAGCAGGUCGAGGUCUCCCUCGACUCGUUCGCCAGGGCGCUCCUCCUGCCCCCGCACGCUCCCCCGGCUGGCGGCGACGCUGACGCGGCUGCCCGGGCCUCCGCCUCCAGGGAGUUCGCCAGGGUCUACAUCGGGACGCCAGCGGCGGCUUCCACUGGCAUGAAGCGCCGGCUGCCCACCAUCUUCUUCGACAGGAAUGUGAAGCGGGGGCCAGAUUACACCACCGAGCUGCUGUGGGAGCUGCUCAAGCAGGAGAUGGAGCACCUGGUCGAGAGCGAGAGCACUGACUGUGUCAGCUACUACGGUGCGUUCCUGCAGAGGCUCAUCUGGGUGCAGAGGCCGCAGCUCUUCCAACCGCCACCGGAGACGCCUGCCGAGGCAGUUGCACCAUUGGCAUUGUGCGUCUGGAAGGAACAAGAAAGCAAUCUAGCAGCAUUGUGCGUCCGCAAGAAACAAGAGAGCAAUCCACCAGCAUUGUGCGUCCGGAAGGAACAAGAGAGCAAUCUAGCAGCAUUGUGCGCCCCAAAGGAAGAAGAAAGCAAUCUAGCAGCAUUGUGCAUCUGGAAGGAACAAGAGAGCCAUCUACCAACAAUCCACGAGAACCACGAGUGCUGCUCUGAGUCCGACAUCUGUAGAGCUGAAACAAGCCCCAAACAGGUUGACAUGGAAUCAAAGACAACCUGGUCUGCUGUCUCUGAUAAGGGAUACGCUCUAACUGAAUCUCGUCAAGACAAUUCUUUUCCCAGGAAGACUGCUAGUGUCAGUCGUCGUCGUGCACUUAGCUUUGAAGGAGCAGACGUGGCUAAUGAGGUCCAGAAGCUGCCUCCAGUCGUUGCUGCUGCACUGUUACCGGUGCUUCAUAAGAAAAGACGUGGCCGCCCUGGCAAAGUUCAGACUGCCUUGGUUGAGCCUGGGAAUCACAGCCCUUGUGAAGUUCAGACUUCUCCGGUUGAGCCUGAGAAUUGUGGCCCUUGUGAAGUUCAGACUGCCCCGGUUGAGCCUGAGAAUCACAGACCUUGUAAAGUUCAGACUGCGCUGGUUGAGCCUGAGAAUCGUGGCCCUUGUGAAGUUCAGACUGCCCUGGUUGACCCUGAGAAACGCAGCACUUGUAAAGUUCAGACUGCCCUGGUUGAGCCUGAGAAUCGUGGCCCUUGUGAAGUUCAGACUGCCCUGGUUGACCCUGAGAAACGCAGCACUUGUAAAGUUCAGACUGCCCUGGUUGAGCCUGAGAAACGCAGAGUUACUCGUGGCAGCAUCAAGAGCAAUGGCUCUAAGCCCACUCCUGUGGUGGAUCAGCAAGCUAGGCCCAAGAAGAAACUUGGUGCGAAGAUGAUGUUGAAGAAGCCGACACCUGCAAGGCAACAAGGGACAAUGAUCAAGCAAAUUAAAAGGAAGAAAUGAGCAUUCCAGCUACACCAAUACAUGUGAUGCAAAAGGCUGGCAGGGACCUUGGGAUAGAGCCAGAGAACCUGACAAGGGACAAUCUUUGAAGCUUACCCUUCCUCCUCCAGUCCUUCAGCUGCUGAUGAUUAGGCUUUCCCUGUUAAUUAGCCCCUAUCUUUAUUUCUCUGUUAUAUUUAGCUUGCUUUUCUAGAGAACCCUUCUGGUCUGUUUUGUAGGAUCCCUUGGUGGCUAUGCAUGCAAGUGUCAAACUUUCAUCUAUAUUUGGUUUAUCAAUGUGA